This is a messenger RNA of Peromyscus californicus insignis, 2491 nucleotides long. RefSeq names its product proprotein convertase subtilisin/kexin type 2 (gene Pcsk2). NCBI's taxonomy places the organism in Eukaryota, Metazoa, Chordata, Mammalia, Rodentia, Cricetidae. Gene Ontology annotation, molecular function: serine-type endopeptidase activity. The transcript is spliced from 12 exons. Gene Ontology annotation, cellular component: Golgi membrane; trans-Golgi network. Bases 357 to 2270 code for a protein of 637 amino acids. Gene Ontology annotation, biological process: protein processing. The record is from RefSeq and is a predicted model, not a curated record.
GCCUCCAGCCCUGUGGAAUUGGAUCCGAGGAGGAGCUGAAAAUGCAGAUUUAGCAUCAAGCACAGACAUACACUAGCUCUUUCUCUCGGGUACACAUAGCUCCGCACAUUCGCACCCCUGCCAGCCAGCCAGGCUGCGCGACUCCACGGCUUGCCUGGCAGCCAGCUGCUGGUGGACAGCGCACAGAUUUGCUGUUUGUCAAGCUUCUCUUUUGCCUCGUUUGCUAUAAAAAGAUUUUUAAAAAGAAAAACAGAAACAAAAACUACAUACCUAUUUUUUAUUUGCAUCUUCCCUCCUUGUCCCCUGCUCCACCCGCCUGCGCGCCUCGCAGCCCCACUUUUCACUCCCAAAGAAGGAUGGAGGGCGGUUGUGGAUCCCAGUGGAAAGCGGCUGGGCUCCUCUUCUGUGUCAUGGUUUUUGCGUCUGCUGAGAGACCCGUCUUCACGAAUCAUUUUCUUGUGGAGUUGCAUAAAGACGGAGAGGAAGAGGCUCGCCAAGUUGCAGCAGAACACGGCUUUGGAGUCCGAAAGCUCCCCUUUGCAGAAGGCCUGUAUCACUUUUAUCACAAUGGCCUUGCAAAGGCCAAAAGAAGACGCAGCCUACCCCACAAGCAGCAGCUGGAGAGAGACCCCAGGGUAAAGAUGGCCCUGCAACAAGAAGGAUUUGCCCGUAAAAAGAGAGGGUACAGGGACAUCAAUGAGAUUGACAUCAACAUGAAUGAUCCUCUUUUUACAAAGCAAUGGUACCUGUUCAACACUGGGCAAGCUGACGGCACUCCCGGGCUAGACUUGAACGUGGCCGAAGCCUGGGAGCUGGGAUACACGGGGAAAGGAGUGACCAUUGGAAUUAUGGACGAUGGAAUCGACUACCUCCACCCAGACCUGGCCUACAACUAUAACUCCGAUGCAAGUUAUGACUUCAGCAGCAAUGACCCCUAUCCCUACCCACGAUACACAGAUGACUGGUUCAACAGCCAUGGAACUAGGUGUGCGGGAGAAGUUUCUGCUGCAGCCAGCAACAAUAUCUGUGGAGUCGGCGUAGCAUACAACUCCAAGGUGGCAGGUAUCCGGAUGCUGGACCAGCCCUUUAUGACAGACAUCAUCGAGGCCUCCUCCAUCAGUCACAUGCCUCAAAUGAUAGACAUCUACAGUGCAAGCUGGGGCCCCACAGACAAUGGGAAGACAGUUGAUGGGCCCCGAGAGCUCACGCUCCAGGCCAUGGCUGAUGGUGUGAACAAGGGCCGUGGGGGCAAAGGCAGCAUCUAUGUGUGGGCCUCCGGGGAUGGCGGCAGCUACGAUGACUGCAAUUGUGAUGGUUAUGCUUCAAGCAUGUGGACGAUCUCCAUCAACUCAGCCAUCAACGAUGGCAGGACUGCCUUAUAUGAUGAGAGCUGUUCUUCCACGUUAGCAUCCACCUUCAGCAACGGAAGGAAGAGGAAUCCCGAGGCUGGUGUGGCCACCACAGACUUGUAUGGCAACUGUACUCUGAGACAUUCUGGGACAUCUGCAGCUGCUCCUGAAGCAGCUGGCGUGUUUGCAUUGGCAUUAGAGGCUAACCUGGAUCUGACCUGGAGAGACAUGCAACAUCUGACUGUGCUCACCUCCAAGCGGAACCAGCUUCACGAUGAGGUCCAUCAGUGGCGACGGAAUGGGGUUGGCCUGGAAUUUAAUCACCUCUUUGGCUACGGCGUCCUGGAUGCAGGUGCCAUGGUGAAAAUGGCUAAAGACUGGAAAACGGUCCCUGAGAGAUUCCAUUGCGUGGGAGGCUCCGUGCAGAACCCUGAGAAAAUACCACCCACUGGCAAGUUGGUACUGACCCUCCAAACAAAUGCAUGUGAGGGGAAAGAAAACUUCGUACGCUACCUUGAACAUGUCCAAGCUGUCAUCACAGUCAAUGCGACCAGGAGAGGAGACCUGAACAUCAACAUGACCUCCCCCAUGGGCACCAAGUCCAUUUUGCUGAGCCGGCGUCCAAGAGACGACGACUCCAAGGUGGGCUUUGACAAGUGGCCUUUCAUGACCACCCACACCUGGGGGGAGGAUGCCCGGGGGACCUGGACCCUGGAGCUGGGGUUUGUGGGCAGCGCACCACAGAAGGGAUUGCUGAAGGAAUGGACCCUGAUGUUACAUGGCACACAAAGUGCCCCAUACAUCGAUCAGGUGGUGAGGGAUUACCAGUCUAAGCUGGCCAUGUCCAAGAAACAAGAGCUGGAGGAGGAGCUGGAUGAAGCCGUGGAGAGGAGUCUGCAAAGUAUCCUGAGGAAGAACUAGGGCCAUGCUUCCAUCUCCGCCACCCCCUCCUUCCUGUCUCUGCCUUCUGUCCUUGCGCCAGCGUCCUGGCAGCCACCAGCCACCCAGCAAUUCCUGUUACCCCCACACAAGCGACCCCAGCCUGGUCUGCAGCCUUGCUCAGUGUCAAUGAUUCUUUUCACUACAAUGGAAGCAAUCGUUUUUAUUCUGUAGCCCAAAUAUAGCGUUCCUACCAACAUCUA